UAGAGAACGAAAGUGAUUAUCAUGAGGGCAGCAGCAGCAGUGGCUCUUGCAAAGAACCAAAAAUAAUGUAUUUGUGUUUUGAAAAAAUGUUUUUAUUACAAUUUGUUUAGUUUUUAAUAAGCAUUGUGGUGUGUCUAUUGUUCAGUGCUUUGUGAACUUCUUCAGUGUUAAAAUAGUGGUGGAACCAUUCUUGUGUAGAUGAUAUUGCUCAUGAAGAAUUAAUGGUCAACUGCUCAGACCGAUUAACAGGUUUGUGGUGAAUUGUGAAUAAGUUUCCAUUCAAAGUGCAAAGUGCAUGUAGUGGUUCAUUAUAGAAGAACAGCUGGAAGGAACUGGACUCCCUCCUUUGGUCAUCUGCAUGGGGAGAUGGCGGCAUUGCUGGCUGCCACAUGCGUCUGCUGACCUACUGCUGUCCCUGCCGCACUCACAAUGAACCUGAACCAACGGUGCUGGUGACAACUCCAGCUUGCAUGCUGUUCCUCAGCCCCAAGAUGUCAUCUAGGCUGUCCUCCUUGUUCUACACUGUGGAGGUUGGAGACACGAAGUUCACUAUUCUUAAACGAUAUCAAAAUCUGAAGCCCAUCGGCUCUGGAGCUCAAGGUAUUGUUUGUGCGGCUUACGACACGGUCACUCAGCAGAAUGUUGCCAUCAAGAAACUAUCGAGGCCGUUUCAGAAUGUCACACAUGCUAAGAGGGCGUAUCGCGAGUUCAAACUUAUGAAACUUGUAAAUCAUAAAAAUGUAAGUAAAAUUUGUUAUCUUCCAAUAUUAUGCUAUGCUUGUACACUAUUUUUUACAAAUAAAUCAAACUAUCCAUCUGUGCAUCUGGGCUGAUUUUCCCCAUCAUGA
This is a messenger RNA of Nilaparvata lugens (brown planthopper), 848 nucleotides long. Its product is annotated as stress-activated protein kinase JNK. Gene Ontology annotation, molecular function: JUN kinase activity; ATP binding. The transcript has 6 exons. Gene Ontology annotation, cellular component: cytoplasm; nucleus. The record is from RefSeq and is a predicted model, not a curated record. Bases 390 to 833 code for a protein of 147 amino acids. Lineage: Eukaryota; Metazoa; Arthropoda; Insecta; Hemiptera; Delphacidae. Gene Ontology annotation, biological process: JNK cascade; protein phosphorylation.